Messenger RNA from Manduca sexta (tobacco hornworm), 1135 nucleotides. Its product is annotated as elongation of very long chain fatty acids protein 4. The record is from RefSeq and is a predicted model, not a curated record. Gene Ontology annotation, molecular function: fatty acid elongase activity. Lineage: Eukaryota; Metazoa; Arthropoda; Insecta; Lepidoptera; Sphingidae. The transcript is spliced from 7 exons. Gene Ontology annotation, biological process: very long-chain fatty acid biosynthetic process; fatty acid elongation, monounsaturated fatty acid; fatty acid elongation, saturated fatty acid. The coding region runs from base 157 to 1041 and encodes 294 amino acids. Gene Ontology annotation, cellular component: endoplasmic reticulum membrane.
UCAGUGCUGUCGACGUGCGCGUGCGCAGUCUCGUUGCGUACUUAGCGAGCACAAGGCGCCGCGCGCGCACCUGAAGUGUACUGAAAAGUGUGUGUUGUGUCUCAUUAUAGAAUACAGAUAAAAGAACAACAGUUAAAAUAAAAGCUUCAAACCAAAAUGGCGGACGUUUUAGUGAAUUCAACGCAAAGCGUAAUCAAAGAUACAUACGAUUACUACCUUUGGACGUUAUCAUUGUCAGACAACAGAACAAAAGGAUGGCCACUAGUCGACUCACCUCUACCUACAGCCUUUUACACACUAGCUUACCUAUUCAUAGUAUGGAUUGGACCUAAGCUCAUGAAAAACAGAAGACCUUUCAAGCUGACAUGGCUUCUAGUACCUUAUAAUUUAGCUAUGGCAGCCUUAAAUGCGUACAUAGCUGUGAGGCUACUAACAGCGUCGUUCAGACUUAGAUAUAGUUAUAUAUGUGAACCGUGUAGGCAGAAGUACGAUCCAGAUGAGUUACAGAUAGCAGAUGCAGUGUGGUGGUACUACUUCUCCAAGCUGCUGGAGUUUUGCGACACUUUCUUCUUCAUCUUGAGGAAGAAGGACGAGCAGCUCACAUUCCUGCACGUCUACCAUCACUCCACCAUGUUCUCCUUCUGGUGGAUCGGUAUCAAAUGGGUACCAAGUGGAUCUACUUUCCUUCCCGCCAUGGUAAAUAGUGGUAUCCACGUGCUAAUGUACACUUACUACGGCCUGUCAGUCUUCGGCCCCGCUGUCAGCAAAUACCUCUGGUGGAAGAAAUACCUCACCAUCAUGCAACUGAUCCAGUUCACAUGCGCUUUGAUCCUCGGAGUGAACGGCAUCAGGACCGGCUGCGAGUUCCCCUUGUGGAUGCAUUACGUCCUCAUCUUCUACAUGAUCUCCUUCAUUAUACUCUUCGGCAAUUUCUACAUGAAGGCGUAUAUUGCUAAGGGCAGCAAAUGUAUGGAGGUGCGGUACGGACAAUGCUUAGACGACGAAAACACAAUGGCGAAGAGGAAGUUAAAGGACAAUUAAUAAAUACUCUAAUACUUAAUUUAUUGUAAGCAUAAGGUAUAUAGGUGCUCUCUAAAAUAGGCUUUGUACACAUGCAUAAUAAAUUGUAAGAUUA